Striga hermonthica is the source of this 918-nucleotide messenger RNA. The record is from the annotation of a GenBank genome assembly. Lineage: Eukaryota; Viridiplantae; Streptophyta; Magnoliopsida; Lamiales; Orobanchaceae.
AUGGCAAGUGGGAAUCCCUAUUUUGAUGAUUUGAGAAUGAAACCCGAAGUCAUUGAUCCACCUGAAAAUGAAGACACUUUGGAUGUUGGGGAACAUGUCAACAACCCUUCUGAAAGUGCUGUAAAGCCUAAUGUUGCUAUCUCAAGUAACGUCCGUGAUCUUCUCGAGUGCCCAGUUUGCUUGAACGCUAUGUAUCCCCCUAUUCAUCAGUGUUCGAACGGCCACACAUUAUGCUCUGGCUGCAAGCCCAGAGUUCACAACCGCUGCCCAACGUGCAGGCACGAGCUCGGCAACAUUCGAUGCCUGGCACUGGAGAAAGUAGCCGCAUCCCUCGAGCUCCCUUGCAAAUAUCAGAAUUUUGGGUGUAUUGGAAUCUUCCCUUACUAUAGCAAACUCAAGCAUGAAUCUCAGUGCACCUUUAGGCCUUACAACUGCCCAUACGCGGGGUCCGAGUGCUCUGUUGUAGGUGACAUCCCGUUUCUCGUGAGCCACUUGAAAGAUGACCAUAAAGUCGAUAUGCAUAGUGGUAGCACAUUCAACCAUAGAUAUGUCAAAUCGAAUCCGCAUGAGGUCGAGAAUGCCACGUGGAUGCUUACGGUUUUCAGUUGCUUUGGGCAGUACUUCUGCCUGCAUUUCGAGGCAUUUCAGUUAGGGAUGGCUCCCGUUUACAUAGCAUUCUUACGUUUCAUGGGCAAUGACAACGAGGCGAAAAAUUACAGCUAUAGCCUCGAGGUCGGGAGCAACGGAAGGAAGAUGACGUGGCAAGGUGUGCCCAGAAGCAUUAGGGACAGCCACCGAAAGGUCCGCGACAGUUUUGACGGGCUCAUCAUUCAACGAAACAUGGCCCUAUUCUUCUCGGGUGGGGAUAGGAAAGAAUUGAAACUCAGGGUCACCGGCCGGAUUUGGAAGGAGCAGUAG